AUGGACGCUGGCGGCGCGUUCAAACGCAGUGUUCCGGAAACAAAGUUUCUCCUUUGAACUGUUGGACAGAAGCCUGUUCAUGCAUUCGGCAUCGCCGCAGAGGCUGCCUCUGCCUUUGAGUCGGUCGACCUUGUCGGCAGGCCUCCGUUUUUCGGCGACUCUCGACGUUUGAUGGAACCAGACGACCCUGGGAAGGUCGAACGUGGUUGUGACGGGCUUCUUCGCAGUACUUUACGCCACAAUGCCUCCGGAAGAUUCGAAGCGGCAAUUAAAAUGGAGAUUAUCAAAGACAAGAUUAGCACGCCGAAAAGAGCAAUUGAAAAUAUUCUAUGGCUAAGAUAA
This is a messenger RNA of Soboliphyme baturini, 342 nucleotides long. NCBI's taxonomy places the organism in Eukaryota, Metazoa, Nematoda, Enoplea, Dioctophymatida, Soboliphymatidae. The record is from the annotation of a GenBank genome assembly.